Branchiostoma floridae (Florida lancelet) is the source of this 1518-nucleotide messenger RNA. RefSeq lists its product as uncharacterized. Lineage: Eukaryota; Metazoa; Chordata; Leptocardii; Amphioxiformes; Branchiostomatidae. The transcript is spliced from 5 exons. The coding region runs from base 1 to 1146 and encodes 381 amino acids. The record is from RefSeq and is a predicted model, not a curated record.
AUGCGAGUUAUAGGACAGCAGACGGUGUACAGCGCUCAGUGGGGGGAAGAUACCGUCAUGUCGGGGAAAGGUUUGACCAAACAGACACUGUAUCUUCACGGAGAAGAGCGAGAGCAGAACGGAGGACAGUCGGGAAUAGAUCCCCAAGUGCCUCUGUCACAAUCCAGAGAACACGCCCGAACUCUUCAAACUCCCGCUUACUACAAGAACGCUGUACCGAAGCCUACACGGGCCACAUGUACAGACCACAGUGAGCGGAAAAGAGCCCCGUCCCCUCGGCUGUGUAGUGACGCGGACUCCGAGGGCUCCUCAGACGACGAGCGGUGUCCCAGCCGGGGCAGACAGCGUCUUAAGACGUCACGCCGCCACAAGACGUCUUCACGUGAAACGUCUUCGCCUUCUCCGGCAGCUCACGGAAUCUCCGCUGUCCAGUCGUCCCGUCGGGAGAAAAGACGGCGGUCUCCUCCUAACGGUGUGGUCAAACAGCGCCGCCUAGCGUCUUCUGUACACACUACAGGGACGUCUAUGGACAAACCUACAGUCGAUGUGAAGCCCAGCACAGCUGCAGCUGCGGAGAAAGGUUCUGUCAUAGUCAAGGGUUCAGCUAAGAAGGCCAGCGACCCUACAGGUGGCCUGGUGUCGUACCGACCUGAACCGACAGAGAGCGCUGCUACACGCCACAUGCUGAAGGCACACCGAACCAUCCAGGCUUCCCGCCUAAAUUCUGAACAAGCUACUGGUUCCCAACAGGAACACCGAUCAGUACCACCGUCUGUCCCAUCAGCUGGUCAACCCAAACACCAUGCUGCGACGGCACGCCCUUGUCAUGACGGCGGGAGUGUACGCCCAGGUUACUCGGAGACUUGUUCUGCGAGGGUACGUCCUGGGUACGGCACUGGUCCUGUGAGGGUACGUCCUGGUUAUGGCGCUCGUCCUGGGAUGGUUCGCCCUGGCCAUAAUGACACGACUGUGAGGGUACGUCCUGGGUACGACAGUGGUUCGGUGAGGGUUUGCCCUGGUCAUGACGGCAUCUGGAGCGGCCAUGAUGAAGGUUUCUGGCACCAGCCGGCAUAUCGGAUCAACUCUGCACUAUUCCCCGGUAGCCAACAGGUGAGACAACUCUACAUAAAGAGCAACCCUUCCUAAUUUUUAUAUUUUAUGUGUACGGAGGCCCACAAGGACAAAUUUAAUCUGCUUAUCAUAGAGCAAAUAAUUUGUGCUUUGUCCUUGUGGGCAAUCGUGUUUGCUGAUAGCCCGUAUUACAGUAUAUUUACCUGCCAUGGGAUGAUUUGUCCCCUUCCAAUUACUCCAACAGACUUUUAGAUGCUAUCUUUAAUAUUUUUACAACCUGCCCAGACUGUUCAGUCGCGCCCUCCAGCGGUGAAGACAGGUGCUGUAGCAUCCCAUGAUGCACCAAAAGGUGUCCGGACGGACAGCCAGGGUGACUCUCGUCGCCAUGGUGACGGCUACAAGCACCUGUCGACAUCUCGACCAAACCAGCUUUUAUCCAGUGAUGUC